CAAGUGGACUUGCAAAUACACUCAACAAACUCAGGUCGAAGAACCAUGAAGGUCCUUGUUGUGCUCGUCCUUGCCGUUUUCAGUGGCUGUCAAGCCAACCUCUUCUAUGCUGAUGCACCCAAGCCUCAGCUGGAAGUGAUGACUGAUGCAUUCUGGGACUAUGUUGGCAAAGCCACCCAGACAGCUGAUGACACCCUCCAGAUGAUCAGGAAAUCUCAGUUUGGACAGGAUUUGAGUGCCCGUCUGACAGAGAGUGCCGACGUAGCCAGCACAUAUGCAGUUUCCCUGCAGGAGCAGCUUCCCCCUGCAGCCCAGGACCUGAUCACCAAAGUCACCACAGAGGCUGAUGUGCUGAGAGAGCGUGUGAUCCAGGAGCUGAACACUGUCAAGGACAAGCUGGAGCCCUACACUGAGGACAUGAAGGCCCAGAUUCAGCAGAGAGUGGAGCAGCUUAAACAGGAGCUAGCCCCCUUCGCAGAAUCCGUGGACUCUGACGCCCUGAGGACCACCUUGAUGCAGAAAAGUGAGGAGCUGAAGACCAGCCUGGAGCAGAGUAUGAAGGACCUGCAGGCUCAGCUGGGACCCUACACUGAUGACCUGAAGCAGAAGGUGGACCAGCACCUGGUGGACUUCAAGGAGAGUCUUGUGCCCGUGACCGAGAGAGUCCAGAGUGAGCUGACUCAGAGAGCCCAGCAGGUGAAAGAAAUUGCUGCCCCCUACGUUGAUGAUCUGAGGGAAAGGCUGGACCCCUAUGCCCAGAACCUCCAGGCUCGUCUCACCUCCCUCUAUGAGUCCUUCACCAAAGCCAACUAAGUCAACCUCCACCACAAGUUAAACAGAAAGAAACUCCCUCCAAAGAAACUAAUUAUCUGAUCCCACCCAGGAACACGUCCAUACUGUUAACAGUACAACCAGUUUUGAAAGUUCAAAAUGUCUUUAGAUAUAUUUAAAGUAUUAAAACAAUAGAUAAAUAAUACAUAUUGAGUGUUCGUCUGUGACCACACACUGUGUUCUCUUCCUAUGUUAUGGAAAUAAUGUAAAAGCAAAACAUAACCUUGUGAGUCUGCUGCUAAUGAUGUCAUUUAUACAGUCCUGGUAAAAUUUUAAAUGAAUGUUGGCAAGGUUUAAAGAUUUUUCUGGCAAACGAAGGCAAGUAAAAAAUAAAUAAAU
This is a messenger RNA of Morone saxatilis (striped sea-bass), 1170 nucleotides long. Its product is annotated as apolipoprotein A-I-like. Gene Ontology annotation, molecular function: phosphatidylcholine-sterol O-acyltransferase activator activity; phospholipid binding; cholesterol binding. The record is from RefSeq and is a predicted model, not a curated record. Lineage: Eukaryota; Metazoa; Chordata; Actinopteri; Moronidae. The coding region runs from base 46 to 813 and encodes 255 amino acids. Gene Ontology annotation, biological process: cholesterol efflux; phospholipid efflux; reverse cholesterol transport. Gene Ontology annotation, cellular component: extracellular region; blood microparticle; high-density lipoprotein particle. The transcript has 4 exons.